AUGUCAAUGCACAUCCCCCUCCGCCGCACGGUGGUCACGCUCACCACGACAACACCACGCCUCCCCGGAUCCUCAUCAUCAUCCACCACCGGCGCCGCAACAACUUUCAUCUGCUCUCAAUGCCGCCACGCAACGCUCCUCCGGCGCCCGAAGCGUCCCUACACCUUCACGCAACUAAUCACCCUCUCGGACGGUAGCACCUUCACGCACCGCACCACCUCGCCAGCACCCGUCUACCGCUCCACGCGCGACACGCGCAACUCACUCCUGUGGAACCCGUCCAGCAGCAAGCUGAUGAAUGUGGAAGAGGAUGAGGCCGGUCGACUAGCUGCGUUCCGCGCGCGCUUUGGUCGCAGUUGGGAUGCUAGUUCGCCGGCUGCAGAACCUGCCUCUGCCUCUGCUGCUCCAGGUGCAAAGGGGGAGAAGACUGCCGCCGAUGCCAAGGCGGAUGAAGAGGCUGCGAGGGCAGCCAAGGCGCAGGCGCAGGCCGAUCAGGAGGAGGAGGAUAACUUGUUGGAUUUGAUUAGUUCAUUUGGGCAGGAUGAGCCUCAGCAUGGGCCUGGGUCGGGGUCUGGGAAGAAGAAAUAA
Messenger RNA from Penicillium riverlandense, 588 nucleotides. RefSeq names its product mitochondrial 54S ribosomal protein bL31m. Gene Ontology annotation, molecular function: structural constituent of ribosome. The record is from RefSeq and is a predicted model, not a curated record. The transcript has a single exon. The coding region runs from base 1 to 588 and encodes 195 amino acids. Gene Ontology annotation, cellular component: mitochondrial large ribosomal subunit. Lineage: Eukaryota; Fungi; Ascomycota; Eurotiomycetes; Eurotiales; Aspergillaceae. Gene Ontology annotation, biological process: mitochondrial translation.